GCGAUUGGCUGAGGGUGCCUGGCCACGCCCCCGAUAACGCCCAUCACUAGGAAAGAGGCAGCCCUACGAGAUUAGUUAGUUGAAAACGGGCGAUGGAUUCAGAUCGGUGUGACGAUACUUCCAGUCUGCUCAAUUACGGUCUGGAUAUCAAACCAUUGAAAAUGGUAGUGGCCAGCAAUUCCGGGCCUCGACAUACGAUUGAUAAUAUUCUAGGACUUCCACGCAAAGACGAUUCGCAUCGGGACAAAAGUUCACUCAACAACGAUGAAAGUGCAGGCGAGGGAAGCUGCAACUCGAAUGACGGGGUGUCGGAUUUGCGAUACGGAAAGAUUGGAGGAAGCGGAUCCGAAGACGAGGGCACGGCCAAUAACUCGGGGUUGUCGGAGAGCGACGGCUGCAAAAAGAAACAUCGACGAAACAGAACAACAUUCACGACCUAUCAGCUACACGAGCUGGAACGCGCCUUCGAGAAAAGCCACUACCCCGAUGUUUACAGCAGGGAAGAACUGGCCAUGAAAGUCAAUUUGCCGGAAGUUCGAGUGCAGGUUUGGUUCCAAAAUCGUCGUGCCAAAUGGCGAAGACAAGAAAAAAUGGAAGCAGCCCGGCUCGGUUUGAGCGACUACCACGCAGCUGCCACUUUAUCCAGAGUCGGAGGCUCCAGCCUCACUUUGCCCAUGGAUCCUUGGCUAUCGCCGCCCCUGCUCUCCGCCCUUCCAGGGUUUCUGAGCCAUCCUCAGACCGGCUACCCCAGUUAUCUGACGUCGCCCAUAGCGGCAGAAUCAGCGCGGCCGCCGCCCCCGGUCGCUCACUCUCACUCACCAAGUGCCGCCCCUCCGGACCUCCGAACCAACUCCAUUAACGCCCUGCGCCUCAAAGCCAAAGAACACGUGGAGAGUAUCACCAAAGGGCUACAGACGGUUUAAUUGUGUAUAGUGCAGCAUUUGUAAAUAUUUUCCUCUUGUACAUUGUUGUGUAUAUUGUGAUGCUCCUGUGGAUCAAACACUGGACUUAGAUAUUUAUGUUCCUUUUUCUUAUUAUACUAUUCAAUGUGUUUGGUUUAUGACGAUGUAUAUAGUAUUAUAUAAGCGAUUUUACAUAAAUAAAUCAGACAAAGUACGGGCAA
Dendroctonus ponderosae (mountain pine beetle) is the source of this 1123-nucleotide messenger RNA. Its product is annotated as retinal homeobox protein Rx. The transcript has 3 exons. Gene Ontology annotation, molecular function: RNA polymerase II cis-regulatory region sequence-specific DNA binding; DNA-binding transcription factor activity, RNA polymerase II-specific. Bases 93 to 923 code for a protein of 276 amino acids. Gene Ontology annotation, biological process: positive regulation of transcription by RNA polymerase II. The record is from RefSeq and is a predicted model, not a curated record. NCBI's taxonomy places the organism in Eukaryota, Metazoa, Arthropoda, Insecta, Coleoptera, Curculionidae.